Haliotis rubra (blacklip abalone) is the source of this 982-nucleotide messenger RNA. Its product is annotated as heat shock protein 60A-like. The record is from RefSeq and is a predicted model, not a curated record. Gene Ontology annotation, cellular component: mitochondrial matrix; mitochondrial inner membrane. Gene Ontology annotation, biological process: mitochondrial unfolded protein response; apoptotic mitochondrial changes; protein import into mitochondrial intermembrane space. Gene Ontology annotation, molecular function: protein-folding chaperone binding; ATP binding; ATP-dependent protein folding chaperone. The transcript is spliced from 2 exons. NCBI's taxonomy places the organism in Eukaryota, Metazoa, Mollusca, Gastropoda, Lepetellida, Haliotidae. The coding region runs from base 1 to 435 and encodes 144 amino acids.
AUGUUAGAUGGCAGUUCUUGCAGCUACUCCCAAUUGCCUUACUGUUUCCUCUUGCUGAUCUGGGAUUGUGUAAAGCUUUUGUGUACAUUGUUGCCAGGUAUUGAGAUUGUACGCAAGGCCCUGAGGAUGCCAUGUCUCACCAUUGCAUUAAAUGCCGGCGUCGAGGCCCACGUCGUAGUGGAGAAGGUCCUCAAUGAGAAGGGAGACUUCGGGUAUGAUGCACUCAAUGGAGAGUUUGGGAAUCUCAUCGAGAAGGGAAUUAUUGACCCAACAAAGGUUGUGAGGACAGCAAUUGUUGAUGCAGCAGGAGUAGCCUCCCUUCUCACCACAGCAGAGGUGGUUGUCACGGAAAUCCCCAAGGAGGAGCCAGCUGCACCAGCUGGAGGGGUGGGAGGCAUGGGUGGGAUGGGUGGUAUGGGAGGGAUGGGCUUCUAACGGAAUUCCACAGAACCACCGUUGUGUGAUAAUGUGAGUCAGAAUUGUUUUGCACAGUUUCUGAGAAGACUGAUCAUUGAACUCUGAUGGACACUGGAGAUGAUGAUACCGACUGAGUGAUGUUGUGGAGACAGUGGACCAGCUUGUGAACUGAAGAAAUAGGAGCUUGUUGUCCCCUAGCAACAGUUUGCAUUACAGGCUGAAGAUAUUUUGAGACAUUGAUACAAGAGUGAUCAGUUAAAUUAGACCAAAUUCAGCCUUUAUAGUCAGAUAAUUACAUUAGUACACUGACAGACUAAAGAAUCAGCCUGUUUAUGAGAUUACUGUAUCAGUUUGUCUCUCCUUAUUUGUUCGUGUUUUUACGAUGAAGGGCAUUAGCAUGUUACAAAUGUUGUGAUGUAAACUGAUGCACUACAUUGUCACUUGGAGUGUUGCAAGGGGACACAACUCCGUAUCUACAGAUGUCAAGUCUGUUGCUGAAAAGAUGGUGGAGUCAAUAGUACAUCAAAUCAUAAAUCAAACAUUUUCUAAUAUGUAUAUAAUGCAU